GGCCUGCACGCAUGCAUAGUCGUUGUGCCAUCUGUAGCUCUAUAAAUUGGUGCAGCUAUUGGUCACCCCGUAUCAAGUGAUCAUUCGCACUAGCAACCUUGCAUUGCAUUAUUAGUACGUAGAGAGCGAUGGCCAGAGAAAUGGAGAAGGCAAGGAAGGCCACUUCUUCCCCUAAGACGUCAACGAUGAAUGCUGGUCCAAAGAGCCCAGUAAGGAAUGGAGGAGGUUCUCCGCCUCAGAAGAAGAACACCUCUGAGCCACGAGGACGGAAAAAUGAGCAGCAAAUCGUUCAGAAUGGAGGUCAAGACCAUGAUGAGGGCAAACGCCGAUCUCCAACUUCACAAACCUCACCCAAGAGAUCACCAAGACUCGGUCAACCCCUGAGCUACUGUAGGCUUCACACUGAGGAGCGAGCAAUAAGGCGAGCCGGUUACAAUUAUCAGGUUGCAAGCAAGAUAAAUACACAGGAAAUUAUUCGGAGAUUUGAAGAGAAGUUAGCACAGUUGAUGGAGGAGCGCGAAAUAAAGCUGAUGAGGAAGGAGAUGGUUCCGAAGGCCCAGCUCAUGCCAUCGUUUGACAAACCAUUCCACCCACAAAGGUCUACGAGGCCGCUGACAGUCCCCAAGGAGCCGAGCUUCCUGAAGCUGAAAUGCUGCAUCGGCGGAGAGUUCCAUCGCCAUUUUUGCUACAACGGAUCAGCAGCCAAGGCCAUCAAGUAGUAGCCUAUGCAUGCGCCUACAAAGUACAAGAUGAAGUAUUUUUUUGCCGUUGCCUGAUGAACCUACAUGCAUAUGUAGAAGUGGUUGCUGAUGGAUGUAAAUUUCCCCGGCCUUAGCUUGCCCCUUCUUUUUCUCCUCUUUAUCUUUUAUAUACUUCCUUUCAUCUUUUUCUUUUCUUUUCCUCUUCUUGUUUUUCUCUUCCACGAUGGGAUCAUCACACAGCUGAAAGCAAGGUAGGAAUUAAACCAUGCAAAAGGGGCCACUUGAUCCGAUCCGAUCCGGACGAUGCAUGCAUGCGCCAUGUACGCCUGUCUGAUGGCAGUAAUAAAGCAAGGUUGCACAUAGAGUUCCAUGAUAUA
Molecule: messenger RNA, 1078 nt
Organism: Panicum virgatum (switchgrass)
Lineage: Eukaryota; Viridiplantae; Streptophyta; Magnoliopsida; Poales; Poaceae
Product: protein TPX2-like
Exons: 7
Coding region: 129-719 (196 amino acids)
Biological process (GO): activation of protein kinase activity; regulation of mitotic spindle organization; mitotic spindle assembly
Cellular component (GO): mitotic spindle; nuclear microtubule
Molecular function (GO): microtubule binding; protein kinase activator activity
Source: RefSeq, a predicted model, not a curated record